Molecule: messenger RNA, 907 nt
Organism: Eruca vesicaria subsp. sativa (arugula)
Lineage: Eukaryota; Viridiplantae; Streptophyta; Magnoliopsida; Brassicales; Brassicaceae
Source: the annotation of a GenBank genome assembly
CCGAGAUAGCUAUGCCCUUGCCUUUGUCAGCUCGUGAGAGGCGAUGAGCCAUGAUUACCAAUGGAGAUGUUAUAACCGUUGUUGAGAGAGAUGCAGGAAUAACCAAGUCAGCGCGUAAAUUGAAGCUCAGAUCUAACUGGUAGCAGAGCUUUAAAGUCGGAGACAAGAGCAAGUAGUAGUUGGUAGUCUUAAAUGCAGUAUUAACACUGAAUAAAUGGAUAGGAGGAGUGUACCUAGCACAGGGUCGAGACCGCUAGAGAGGAUCUCGUACUCAUUUGAUUCGAAGGAGAGUUGACGGUGGAGCAGCAAUCCCGGUGAGCCAUAGCACGGUGGACGCCGGUAUUUGGCCUUCAAUGGCUGUCCCUCCGACCCGGGUCGGGGGAAGAACCCGGUGGAUAAGAAAGCAGAACACGUUAUGGACCAACGGGUAUUUCCAAAAAGGGGAAAGGGAUUUGAAAAAGCAGGAAUGUGGGAAGUGGUUUUAACUAUAAACGGAUAAAACCGGGUGGUAACUAAAACCUGUGGGAGAAGUAACUAUCGGAUAAUAACCAAUCUAGUAACCUGUGCCUGGGAGAGAAUUUUUACGCCCUUUUUUCCAAUGGUUGUUCAGGUAUCCAACUACAAUGGGAGCGUUAUGUGUGUCAUUGUUAUUCCAGAGGAGUCUAUGGGUUAUGAGAAGUGGAAGAGGGUUAAAUGGCUCGAUGCAAGUGGUAUAUUCAUUCCAACCGCUUCAUUGGUAUUAGUUAUACAGGAACAUAAAUCCAUAAAUGACAGUGCAAAGCAAGGAAAGAAGCUUGAAACUGUUUCAACCGUAAAGCUGCCUAAGAAUAUCUUGAAGUCCCAGAAUCUCCAAGAACAGUGUGUCUUCUCUGUGAUUGAGAUCCUUGCUGUCCAUUUUGCUCAGUGA